AUAAUAAAAAAUCAUGAGUAUCAUCCAUACUUCUGAUAGUUCUGAAACUGUAGUGUAUUGACUUCACACUACAGUCACCUGAACAAACAAACAAGGAGCUAUGCUUCUCACUCUCUUGCACGUGCCCAGCAAUCCGCCAUGGAUUCCAAGGCACACCACCCAUCUCUCAUCAAUCACCAGGAACUCCAAUCCAAUUAGGAGGUUUAUGCCCUGGACCAAAUCUUCAGCAUUACAUGAGUAUGGUAUUAGAGCACACAGUGAAGGGAGAUGGGAGGUUGAUUCUCACAGAUCAGACGUUAAGUCAAAUUCCAAAACUAACAAACAUGUUGAAGAAAAUUUGGGCACCGAGUCCAUUUGGAUGGAGAAAAAUAAAAGUAGUUCUCAGGGUCCUCAGGCUAAACGCAUGAUACAAUAUAUGUCAUUGUACUUCAUACUAAGAUUGACACGUACAAAGUUUGUUGAUCUGAUGAUAAAAGUUGUCCAACCAAUGCUACAAGACAUGCUUCAGACCCUUAGUGCCGCAAGCUUGCCCCUUGCUUGUGUUUCUAACACCUUGAACAAACCUACACCUCUUAAAUUAGAUGUGUCCUUGCCUUCUUUGUACGAUAUUAGAUGGAGCUUAGCACGAUUGUUGUACUUAUUUAACAUACAACUUGAGAGAAAUGUAGCCACGUUCUUUGUGGUUCUCCUUAUAGCAUGCUUCUCAUUUGUUGUCAUCGGUGGUCUCCUAUUCUUCAAGCUCAGGGGUAAUAAGCAGUCUCUGGAAGAUUGUGUCUGGGAAGCCUGGGCGUGCCUUUGUUCAUCAUCUACUCAUUUAAAACAACCAACGCGUAUUGAGCGUGUUAUUGGCUUUCUUCUUGCAAUAUGGGGUAUAUUGUUUUACUCUCGCCUUCUAAGUACCAUGACGGAACAAUUUAGGAAUAAUAUGCAAAGGCUCAGGGAGGGUGCCCAAUUGCAAGUUCUGGAGACUGAUCAUAUCAUUGUUUGUGGGAUGAACAGUCAUCUUCCUUUCAUAUUAAAGCAGCUAAAUAAGUAUCAUGAAUUUUCUGUCCGCUUAGGCACAGCUACAGCUAGGAAGCAGAGAAUCCUUCUUAUGUCUGAUCUUCCGAGGAAACAAAUUGAUAGGAUAGCUGAUAAUAUUGCAAAAGAUUUGAAUCAUAUUGAUGUCCUUACCAAGAGUUGCAGCCUUAGUUUAACAAAAUCAUUUGAAAGAGCAGCAGCCAACAAAGCUCGUGCAAUAAUUAUCCUGCCGACUAAAGGGGAGCGGUUUGAAGUUGACACAGAUGCAUUUCUUUCUGUUUUAGCACUUCAACCAAUUCCACAGAUGGAUUCUGUCCCUACCAUAGUUGAGGUUUCGAGUUCCAAGACAUGUGAAUUGUUGAAGUCAAUCUCGGCAUUGAAAGUAGAGCCAGUAGAAAAUGUAACAUCCAAAUUGUUUGUUCAAUGCUCUCGGCAGAAGGGGCUUGUAAAGAUCUACAGGCACUUACUCAACUAUCGAAAAAAUGUAUUCAAUCUUUGCAGUUUGCCUAAUCUAGAAGGAAUGACAUACAGGCAAAUAAGACAUAGAUUACAUGAGGCUGUUGUCUGUGGCCUUUACCGGAGUGGGAGAAUAUACUUUCACCCCAACGAUGACGAAAUUCUGCAGCAAACUGACAAGGUAUUGUUCAUUGCAUCCCUUAAGGAUACUAAAAUGCCAGGACUUGUACCCCCAAACUUGAAAGAAGGAAAGAAUGGGAUUCAUAAUGAGGAACUACUUGAAAAAGAUGUUGAUUAUGCCAUCGAAAGGAGCAAAUUAAGACUUGCUAAUAUUGUAAAACGUCCUAACAGAUCAGGCUCAAAGGCAUCAGACGGGAGUCUAGGACCGAAAGAGUGCGUUCUUUUACUUGGGUGGCGACAUGAUGUUGUAGACAUGAUUCAAGAGUAUGAUAACUAUCUUGGUCCUGGAAGUGUUUUGGAAAUACUAUCAGACACACCAAUAAAUGACAGGAUUAUUAGGGAAAGCAAAAUCUCUGGUCCUAACAAACUCAAGAAUGUCCGAGUUUCUCAUAGGAUUGGAAAUCCCAUGGACUAUGACAUCUUAAAGGAAACCAUUUUGAAUAUUCAGAGUUCUUUGAAGAAGGAAGAUAUUCCUUUGUCAAUUGCUGUCAUACCUGACAGAGAUUGGCUUCUUGGAGAUCCAUCUAAAGCAGACAAGCUAUCUGCUUUUUCUCUCCUGCUUGCUGAAAAUAUCUGCAACCAAGUAGGAGUCAAGGUGCAUAAUCUAGUUGCAGAAAUUGUUGAUUCAAAAUUGGGGAAACAAAUCACUAGAAUCAAGCCAUCAGUGACCUAUAUUGCAGCAGAGGAAAUAAUGAGCCUUGUUACAGCUCAGGUGACGGAGAACAGUGAACUGAAUGAAGUUUGGAAAGACGUACUAAAUGCAGACGGUGAUGAAAUAUAUGUGAAGGACAUUGGCCUUUACAUGAAAGAAGGAGAGAAUCCAUCAUUUACUGAGCUUUCUGAGAGAGCAUAUUUAAGGAGAGAAGUAGCCAUAGGCUAUGUGAAGAACAACAAGAAUGUAAUCAAUCCAGUUCCCAAGUCAGAACCCCUCUCUCUUGAAAUGACUGACUCAUUGAUAGUGAUAUCUGAGCUGGAAGGAGAACAACCCGUCGUGUUGUAAUGCUGAAGCUCUAAUCAUGUCAAGGAAAAUCUAGGAAAAUUCUGACCCCUCAAAUUUGGGGACAUUGAUCAGGGUAAAUGCUUGGAGGUGUGUGAUUGAAUGAGGAUGGCUGAGUAUUCUUGUGUCAUUCUUUCAUCACUUGGAAUAAAGUUGUUCUCUCAAUUUUAUGUAGCCAUUAUGAAUAAGACAAUAAGUUGUUAAAACAGGCUGUCUAAUCUAUAUAUCUACAUCUACAUAUAAAGCGCAGACCUACACCUUAGCUACUAUUCUGCCCCAUGACCAAAUUUUUGUACUUAUCACAUUAAUUGUUUAGUGUCACAAUAGAAAUCAAAGUGUUAUAAACUCUACAAA
Messenger RNA from Lotus japonicus, 3007 nucleotides. RefSeq names its product putative ion channel POLLUX-like 2. Gene Ontology annotation, biological process: potassium ion transport. The record is from RefSeq and is a predicted model, not a curated record. Lineage: Eukaryota; Viridiplantae; Streptophyta; Magnoliopsida; Fabales; Fabaceae. Bases 101 to 2656 code for a protein of 851 amino acids. The transcript is spliced from 24 exons.